Molecule: messenger RNA, 2201 nt
Organism: Tinamus guttatus (white-throated tinamou)
Lineage: Eukaryota; Metazoa; Chordata; Aves; Tinamiformes; Tinamidae
Gene: MSL2
Product: MSL complex subunit 2
Biological process (GO): protein ubiquitination
Cellular component (GO): MSL complex
Molecular function (GO): ubiquitin protein ligase activity
Source: RefSeq, a predicted model, not a curated record
CGGUGAAUGCCACUGCUCUCUACGUUUCAGCGAGCCGCCUGGUGCUCAACUACGACCCGGGGGACCCCCAGUCCUUUACCGAGAUUAACAAGCUCCUGCCCUACUUCAGGCAGUCCCUCUCCUGCUGCGUGUGCGGAAACUUGCUCCAAGACCCUAUUGCUCCUACCAACUCCACAUGCCAGCAUUAUGUCUGCAAAACUUGUAAAGGCAAGAAGAUGAUGAUGAAACCGUCAUGUAGCUGGUGCAAAGACUACGAACAGUUUGAGGAGAAUAAGCAGCUGAGCAUUCUAGUGAACUGCUAUAAGAAACUGUGCGAAUACAUAACACAAACUCCACUGGCCCGAGACAUCAUCCAGGCAGUUGAUUGCUCUGCAGAUCUCUUGGCUUUUCUCAAAGAUGGGUCGCCACUCCACGAAGAGCCAGAGAAACCUUCCGAUGCAGCCCUGGCUUUGUGUUUGACACAUUCCCCAGUACCUUCGACCUCGGAGCUCGUGAACGAUCCUGCAGCGAGUUUCUCGUCCGUACCUGAAAGCUCCCAUAAUCUCGACAUCCGAAGUUCCGUUAUCAACGGGUUGCCCAGUUGUAAUGGGCUGUCAGUAGAUAAACUCGGAGUGAAUAUCCCUUCUCCUGAACACACAAACACAAUUGACGUGUGCAGUACUGGAGAGUAUAUAAAAACUGAAGAUAUGUCUAGUAGUCUGCAGCCCGUGUGUGAUACGGUUUCUACUAGUGACUUGUGUCCAACGGGCAUCGACAUCUGCAGCUUCAGUGAAGAUAUCAAACCGGGUGGAUCGCUGCUCCUCAGUGUCGAGGAGGUUCUGCGGAGCUUAGAACCACAGGCUUCAGUAUUUGAAACCGUUUCGAAUUUGCAGCCCAGCUUGGAAGCCAACAUGACUAACGGCCCUUUUCUGCAGCUUUCUCCCCCACCUCUUAGCCAUAACAUUUUCAUGUCCACAGAUGCGUCUCCUCACGGGAUCUCGUGUACAGCGGCAACGCCCAAGGUAGUUAAGUUAAACAGAAAGCGAUCUCGGUCGGAAAGCGACAGCGAAAAGGUUCAACCUCUGCCCAUUUCCAGCAUCAUCUGUGGCCCAACGCUGGGAGCGUCGGCUCCCGUGACGGUGAAGCAGGAAAGCAAAAUGUCUUUGCAGCCUAUUGCGACUGUACCUAACGGAGGCACGACUCCCAAAAUUAGUAAAACUGUGCUCCUGUCCAACAAAAGCAUGAAAAAGAAUUUAGAACAUGCCCCUAAGAAAUCCCACCCCAAAGCCAAACCGGGAGUGCUGAAAACAAAAGACAAAGCAAAGGAAAAGGUUCCUAGCAGUAACGUUAUGCCGGGUAGCCCAACGAAAACUGUGUAUAAAAAGCCCCAAGAAAAGAAAGGGUGUAAAUGUGGUCGUGCCACCCAAAAUCCAAGUGUUCUUACAUGCCGUGGCCAACGCUGCCCUUGCUACUCGAACCGCAAAGCCUGCCUUGACUGCAUAUGCCGUGGCUGCCAAAACUCCUAUAUGGCUAAUGGGGAGAAGAAACUGGAGGCAUUUGCAGUGCCAGAAAAGGCCUUGGAGCAGACUCGGCUUACGUUGGGCAUUAAUGUGACAAGCAUUGCCGUGCGCAAUGCCAGCACAAGCACCAGUGUAAUCAAUGUGACAGGGUCACCAGUAACGACGUUUUUAGCUGCCAGUACACACGAUGAUAAAAGUUUGGAUGAAGCUAUAGACAUGCGAUACGACUGUUGAAUCUUUCUCUCUUUUCCCUGCCGUUAGUAGGGGAACUGCUACAGUUUUAAGGCAGCUAUGGUUCUGUUUAACUUGCUGGAGCUCCUGCGUUUAGAUCACUUGUAUCAAGUGUUUUUCAUUGCUAUGUUAUGUGUAUUAGUGUCUGGGAAAUAGUUGCAGAUAAUGGAGGAGUUACCCUAAAACUGUUUUUAGUUCUUACAGCACCUCAUAGUUGGAGAUCAAUUGCUGAUGUAAAUGAUUUUAUCACAAGAUCUUUGGCAAGGAAUAUAUUAACCUCAUUGUACUCAUUCAUGCUUUGUGCUCAGUCAAAGCUUCUGCUGAAAUGGAGAGAACUGGUAUCUAGUUAGUCCUUCUCAGUUGUUCUAGAUGACGAUGUAGAAGAGCGAUGUUCAGUUAGCUGCAAUCACUAUUGUUAGAAAAUCACCCAUAGAAAAUCAGUAUUCCUGAAGAAAACGCAGCCUUGAGCUG